AUAUCAACAGUGAUCGGACACAUCGUGUGAGCACAGCAAGCAGGUAAAAGUCAGCCAAAUGAGAAAGUAUGCUCACGGUGUCGCUUGGUGUUCCGGGGUUUCUGUCGUCGCCGUAACCAAACAUGUUUUAAAUUAACGUGGCGCUCUUGAAUGUGACCCUGUCAGCCAGCAUGGUGCCAGUGACAGCGCUCCUCAUGUCCUCAACGUGAGUCUGGAGUAAAGGCAGGACACACAGAGGCAGCAGAUGAUGGUGUAGUAGAGAGCCGCCGCUUCUGCAUUUCUGCACCGCAGACCUUCAACAACAGAUGAGCACAAUGUGGCAAUAUAGCAUUUCUGGGAAGGAGUGGAAGUCCAUGAUAGCCGCUCAAAUGAAUCAGUCAGAUAUUGAGGACAUGAACGGCUGCCUGGAUCUGCUGACUGAUGGGUGUGGACAAAGACAUCUUUUAUUCCUGUGCUCUGUGUAACUGGAGGAGAACUCAACCCUCUCCAGCCGCAGACGGGACUCGGAGACGUUCAAGAUGGAUCCAUACGACCAGAAGCACUUCACUGUCGUUGACUAUGUAAUAUUUGCCAUCCUGCUGGCCGCCUCUCUUGGCAUUGGGCUGUACUAUGCACUUUCGGGUGGACGUCAGCGCACCACGCAGGAGUUCCUGAUGGCGGAUAGGAGCAUGCACUGUCUUCCUGUGUCCCUGUCACUCAUUGCCUCAUUCCAGUCUGCUGUGGCCAUUAUAGGCGUACCAGCGGAAAUCUACACCCAUGGCACUCAGUAUUGGUUCAUAGGCUGUGCCUAUAUUCUGGGCCUCCUCAUUCCAGCCCACGUUUUCAUUCCACUGAUGUACAGACUGCGUCUCUCCAGUGCAUACCAGUAUCUUGAACUGCGCUUCAGCAAAGCAGUGCGCAUCUGUGGAACGUUGACCUUCAUCUUUCAGAUGGUUAUCUACAUGGGAGUGUGUGUCUAUACUCCUGCAUUUGCAGUCAACACAGUCACUGGAUUUGAAUUAUGGGCAGCGGUGUUGGCCACCGGUCUGGUGUGCACAUUGUAUACAGCCAUGGGCGGGCUGAAGGCUGUGAUCUGGACAGACGUCUUUCAGACUUUGGUGAUGUUUGCGGGACAGCUGGCCGUCAUCGUGGUGGGAGUACAGCAGACAGGAGGAGUGUCUGAGGUCUGGAGCAAAGUCUGGGAGGGGAACCGGAUCUCUGGCCUUGACCUGAACCCAGAUCCCACAGAGAGACACACCUUCUGGACGCUGGGGCUUGGCGGGGUUUUCCUCAUGCUCUCUCUGUACGGCGUGAACCAGGCGCAGGUCCAGAGAUAUCUCAGCGCGCGGACGGAGAGAGAGGCUGUCAGGUCUUGCUACAUGGUUUUCCCCUCUCUGCAGCUGGCUCUGGCUCUGAGCUGUGUGAUGGGACUGGUCAUGUUUGCUCGAUACUGCGGGGAGAAUCACUCCGAAAAACUGGGCACCGCCUCACGGGACGCAGUGGUGUUAUACUUUGUGAUGGAUAUGCUCCAAGGUCUGCCUGGCCUGCCUGGACUUUUUGUCGCUUGUUUGUUCAGCGCAGCUCUCAGCACCAUCUCCUCUGCUUUUAAUUCUCUGGCCACGGUGACCAUGGAGGACCUCAUCAAACCGCACUUCUCCACGAUGACAGAGGCAAAGGCCACGCUGAUCUCUAAAGCCUUAGCCAUCUUCUACGGGCUGCUCUGCCUGGCCAUGGCUUAUGUGACCCACUUAAUGGCUGAGUCAGUUUUACAGGUGGCGCUGAAAAUCUUUGGAAUGGUUGGCGGUCCUCUUCUCGGUGUGUUUUGUCUCGGGAUGUUCUUCCCGUGGGCCAACUCUACCGGUGCGCUGGCAGGUCUGGGUGCCGGCCUGGCCAUGGCUUUCUGGGUCGGCAUCGGGAGCAUUUUAACUCGGAGCUCCGGCGCCAAGCCCCCGCCUCCCAGCUGCACGGCCACACUUCUGUCAGGGAACACGACCACCAUCAUCCAGACUGCGCUCAGCAACGCCACCCUGAGGCCCACCGGACUGAAGAGGUUUUAUUCGCUGUCCUACAUGUGGUACAGCGGCCUCGGCUGCUUCACGGUGGUGUUAACAGGCCUGAUAAUCAGUUUUCUCACAGGCCCAAUGAAAGAAGAGGAAGUGACGCCAGGCACUAUCUACCCUCUGUUAGGGAAUCUGCUGUUUUUCCUACCCGAACACCUUAAGCAGAAGCUGUGCUGUGUGACUCCGCUGGGGCAGAGACCAUCAACCCAACACAGAACACCUUCCCGUCACAAGCAAAGCAAUGGAUUGGCUGUGCCUCCAGAGGAAGGAACAUCACAGGACGAGACGGACAGUUUUCUUGCGAACUCACACACAGCUUUUGUAGAGCAUGAAACAGCUGUGUGAUGUCAUAUUAUGUUAUAUUAUAUCCAAUUAUAUUAUAUUAUUUCAGGUCUGUCAAGGGUGAAGAAGUGGGAAAACAUACUUAACUCUAAGCACUUGGACUGAAAAAGAUGACCGGAUCGGAUGUAUUUGUGUUUUGUGUGUGUGUUUUCUGUUGUCUUGCCUUUUGUAUGAUGAUAAUACACAUUUGCACUCAAACAUGCUGCAACAAGACCAAAGCCAAACAGCUGAUGUUUUCCUCUGAGGUCAAAGAUCAAUCAGGUCGUAUUCGUCUCCACGACGGAGAGAUUGAGUCUAGCGCCACCUUCAGAGAAGACGCUGCUGAGCCUUGUCAUCAGUGAUGAGCGGCACAACAUGUGUGUCUAUAUGAAUGUUACAGCAGGAUAUCGCUGUAUGCUGUAUCUGUGUGUAAAUAAUGUAUGAUGCGCUUGUUUAAAGUGUUUUUAUGGGCUGCUCAGUCUACAUGAGAGGGACUGAGAGCGUGUUAUACUUGACAGUUUUCUGAACGUCCAGGUGGACUGCAGCUGUGUGCCCAGCUCCGUUACCUGCUCCAGCCUCCUGAGCCCAAGCGUCUCUGUGGAGUGUCAGCGCAGCGGCAUGGAGCAUUUUACUCUAUUUUUGAAGCUGGAACAAUAUCUUUUUGUUGUAAAUCAACACUGCAAAAGCAGAACACUAAGCGCUGCAUAUUUUUUCCAAAUAAAACAAAUAUGAGAAAAUAACUGGAUAGAUAUUUGUGGUGGGAGGAAAAUUUAUUCUUCCUUAAUCAAUACAAUAAAAUAAAUCAUAAUGUUGAAUCGCCACACUUAAGUGCUUAGAUACUUAAAUACUUGAUGUGCAUUGUUUUUUUAUAGACAGUCUAGCUGUGCAUGAUUCAGUUUUCCCAUGGUCUAGUGUUAAAAAAGCAAGCAAAGAUCUCAUUAAAUCAUAAUAUCAAAAUGCAGUGCAUAAGAGUCGCGAUGCAUAUCGAAUCGGCACCAAAGUUUCACGAUAAUAUCGAAACAGGUGAUGGCAAAUCAUCCCAGCCUAAUCGAUACAUGAGUAGCAGGACAAUAGAACAAUAAAAUAUUCAUUUUACUGUUACAGUGUGUUCAAAAGCUGAAUCAAGGAUGGAGGUGCGUCAGUGUAGUCUCUGCCAGAGACAGUGCCUCAGUCUGUAGAGGAGUGUGUCAGUGCAUUUUAUGUUCAUGUCCAGUGUGGUUGUUAUACAGAAAUGCAAUUUUCUAACAGGGAUUAAAGACUGAUUUUGUAGUAA
Myripristis murdjan (pinecone soldierfish) is the source of this 3633-nucleotide messenger RNA. RefSeq names its product solute carrier family 5 member 6 (gene slc5a6b). Lineage: Eukaryota; Metazoa; Chordata; Actinopteri; Holocentriformes; Holocentridae. Gene Ontology annotation, cellular component: membrane. Gene Ontology annotation, biological process: sodium ion transport; transmembrane transport. The transcript has 18 exons. The coding region runs from base 519 to 2384 and encodes 621 amino acids. Gene Ontology annotation, molecular function: symporter activity. The record is from RefSeq and is a predicted model, not a curated record.